AUGGAGCCCACCUGGGCCCAGGGGCACCACCGAGGGCGCUGCCGGGAUGGGGCCAUGAGAGGCGGGCAGCAGGGGCCGCCGGGAUCGCUGCUGUGCUGCUGGACCAGCGCAGGCCCAGACGUGAACCGAGGAGGAGGAGGACGAGCGCCCUGCCGAGACCGGGCAGCGCCAGCUCCAGGACCUCGAGCCUGGCUCAAGGAUGAUGCCUGCUGCCUUGGGUGGCUGCCACUGGCCCCGCGUUUCACUUCUAUUCCCGUCCCCCGUCCUGCUACCCUAGGCCCAGCUGCCGCAGGGGUUGUGCCCUCCCGGACCUGCCCUUGGCUUUGGCGUCUGCCUGGGGUCCCUCAGUCAGCCCCCUUCACCCGUCACCCCAGGCAUACGGGAUGCCCAGCCUCAUCAGGACUCGGCCAGGCCCUCCAUGUGCUCUGCCAUGGUCUGCUCUGCCAGGCCCCACUUCCCGUCCACAGCCAGGAGGGGCCCUGGGCCCUCAGUGUAGCCUGGCUGUGCAGUGCCACCUUCUCAGGGCACAGGCUCCUUCCAGAGGACAGCAGCCCAAGUGAGGCCAACCAUGCCCACCCCUCCCCCGCGGCCCAGCUGGCAUGCUCUGGAGAGGAAAUUCCCCGUCACUCCCAACAUGGCUUCCCUUCCCCUCGUUGCUCCUCCCUGAAGCCAGCUGCCACCUGUUGUCUUCUACACGUCGGCCCUGGAGUGUCCCAGCUCGGGGUCCUGACCCAGCCUUCUCAUCCCAGCACGCUCGCCUCUGCCUGUGGCCCCACACCUGGUGCCCGGUGGCAUCCCCAACUCCAGAUGCUGAAACGGAUGCCCUGGCUACUCUGGACCACUGCGUUGCGCUGAGCGGGUGUCUCGUGGAAAUCAGGUAGUUCCUGGUCACUCCAUGUCACUUCUUCAUGGAACCUAGUGGCAGGACGUUUCCUUUGUUAGCUUCCACUGGAGGUUUUGGCCUAGCAGUGUGGAUGACAUGAGGGUCCAGGGAGGCCCUGAGGGGCAGGAGGAGUGGGGCUGGUGGCAGGGCACGCCUGACUGCCGCUCACUGGACGCGGGCCUCAUCCCGGGGGUGAGGCAGGUCCUGGGUGAGGAGGGAGCUGACCCAACUCCCACUGCACCUGCAGACAUCACUGCGGGGGAUGGAAACUGGAACCAGUUCAGAGGUGGCCAUUUGCACCCCACCUGGGCUCGCCAUGUGGCACAUGGAGGGAAGGCAGAGGCUAGGAGCCCCCAAGUGGGGUCCUUUUUCUGGAGGUGGAGGCUGCAGCCAGUAUCUGACACCACCAGCCACCAGAGGAGACCUAGCAGGUAUUCAAGGGAAAAACGCACAAAUUUUCAAGGGUCAUGGUUGCCUGUGAUGGAAAAACAGCAAGGUCCUCACAUUUUGCUGGUCCAGAAGCCCAGGCCGCCCCUCCCUCUGCCACGGCCAGAUGGCUUCCACACAGGGACUCCGGCCCAUAGGGAAUACCCACUUACAGGGGGACCGGAGUAGUCGGGACUGGCUAGUGAACCCUCGCUGGGCUCAUGGUGUCCACGGUGCGGUGCUCUUCUGUGGAAACGUGGUCAGUGCUGCAGCAGAGGCAUCAGUUCUGUGUCUGCAGGUCCACAGGGCUCACGGCCUGUCCUGUCCACACUCACCCACGAGGUUCCGAUUCUGCAGCGGGCCCAUGUUCCCCACGGUUCUGAUUCUGACCCCUGCCCACAUGCAGGAAAGUCGGCUGGGGGUGCAGUGGAGGUCACAGGUCUGUGGGAGGCUGAAGGCCAGUGUUCUCUUGGCCCACACUCAUGAGGCCUGGAGGCUCUGUGGAGCCCGGACGUGACCUGCACCCUUUCUUUCUCUCCUUUCCCUUCUUUCCUUGCCCCUGCCCACCCUCCCUAGUUCCUCGUCCUCUCUGAACAUUUUCUUCCUAUUUCACAAUACCUAUUUACA
Messenger RNA from Heterocephalus glaber (naked mole-rat), 1936 nucleotides. The record is from RefSeq and is a predicted model, not a curated record. Lineage: Eukaryota; Metazoa; Chordata; Mammalia; Rodentia; Bathyergidae.